Jaminaea rosea is the source of this 3438-nucleotide messenger RNA. RefSeq lists its product as hypothetical. NCBI's taxonomy places the organism in Eukaryota, Fungi, Basidiomycota, Exobasidiomycetes, Microstromatales. Bases 102 to 3221 code for a protein of 1039 amino acids. Gene Ontology annotation, molecular function: glycogen binding; protein phosphatase 1 binding. Gene Ontology annotation, biological process: regulation of glycogen biosynthetic process. The record is from RefSeq and is a predicted model, not a curated record. The transcript has 2 exons. Gene Ontology annotation, cellular component: protein phosphatase type 1 complex.
AUCAGCAGCAUCAACGUCCCGAACGAGCGUGUCAGUACCAGUGGAGGUCGCACAUCGGCCAAACCGCACUUCAUCGGAUCCUCCUCCCCCGCGCGCAUCGAAUGCUCCAAGUCCAGUUUCCUUCUUUACCACCUCUCGCUCAGCUAGACGAUCGAUACACUAUCCACCGAGCCUCAGCACGCAAGGCCUAUCACAGCUUUCAUCCAAAGGCAAGCAUCCGCAAGCAGCACACAGUCGUCCUGUUGCCUGCCUGCGCGACGAUGACGGGCGUGUUGGCCAAGUCACCCCCAGCAUCAGCGGUCGCGCCGCCGUCUCCUCAGACCGCAUCUGCAGCAAUGUCCUCAUCAGCUCCGAGCUCGUCGUCCUCGUUCACGACGACGACCAUGCCUCAGCGCCCUCGACAUCACGUCAGAAGCGUCACCCAGCAGUCAAUGGCUUUUGCGUCGUCGUCGCCGUCAUCGACGGCGAGUACGGCCAGCUUCACAUUGACGCCACCACGCCGACACAGCGCCAGCAAAAUGAAUUUCCAUCCUUUCCCUGUGGCCUCUUCGCCAGCGGGCACUCCGCCUGCGCCAUCAAAAGCCAAGAGUACCGCAGCCUCAGCCGCAGAGAUAGCCGCAGCCAAUCUCCCGACCCCGCCGCCAUCAUCCGUCGACGUCUCACCGAGCAAGUCAGUAGAAGAGUCUACUUCGGCGCUUCUGGACGGCGACGACGCGGCACGACUACGUCGCCUCAUGGACGCCCAGUCGAAGCGUCGACCGCGCCUGAUGCGAUUGACGCCAGCAUACGCGAGCUUGCCAGGCCGCCUAUCCUCCGAACCGCAGACGGCUCCCCUCGACGGCAGCAUGCAGCGUAUGGAGGAAUCCGCACAGAAUAGUGGCAGUCGCUCGCCCCCAUCUCAGGACCCUCGACGCAAUAUGACCGCCGCUUUGGAACCACCACGCGCCCUUCAAUUAGACAUGUCCAAUCUUCCGUCGCCUUCGGCCGGCGACUCCACUGCUCCCCAGUCCACCUCCGAGCUCAAUGAGAUUCGCACGAAGAGCGGCCGGCUUAUUAAGCCUUCGCUCAAGAGCUCCUCACACUUUGUCGUAGGGGGCAGAUCAGACCAGGAGCCCGCCACGGCUAGACCGGCUCGGGCAAAGAGUACGCCCAACACCCCUUCUGUCCCCAAGGCUGUCCAAUUUGAUACCAAGCUCGAGCACAUUAAGGUCUUCAAAUUCAAGCAACGUCCUACAGCCAUAUCGCGACAGGGUUCGCCAGAGCAGACCGAGACCGAGACCGAGGAAGAACGCGAGGUAUUUCCCUUUGUCAACUAUGCGCGACGAUCACCGACGUCUGGCAACUCGACUACGUCGUCACCUGCGGCGUCGUCUGCAGUAGCAGGCGUUGCAGAAACGGACGAGCAGCUCAUAUUGCGCUUGCCCAACUUCCCCUCCUCUGCGCGCCUCUCCGUCGACAAGGAGAUUUUCCUGGAGCGCAUCUACCUCGCCGAUGACCUUCGCUCCGUCAAGGGUACUGUCCGCGUUCGGAACAUCGCCUUCGAGAAGUGGGUCGCCGUUCGUUUCACCCUCGACGACUGGGUCACUGUCAACGAAGUAUCUGCAGACUACGCUGAAUCAGUCAAAGACGGCGAGUCGGACCGCUUCACUUUUUCAAUCAAACUCAACGAGCUCCUCAACUGGCCUCGUGGUGCUGGAGGCCAUGAGACCAAGACGAUGUUCUUGUGUCUGCGCUACCGAACGGGUGGUAAUGCGGAGUUCUGGGACAACAAUGACGGUCUGAAUUAUCAACUCGACUUCCGCAAGCGACAGCUGCCUCCCACACCACUUCCUACCCCAAAUGUCGGUGGCGCUCGCGCGACUCGCUCGUCAAGCGUCAACAGUCACACUCUACAGACCUCGCCGCAAGCCAGAGCCAUUGCCCUCGCUCGCCGAAGUGGGGUGCACAACAACAAAAGCGGCGCAGGCUUUGUCGAGGACCUGCGAAGGGAGCUUGACCGCCUCAAGUCGGACGAAGAAGUCGAGACGGCGCCUGUGCUCACCAAGAGGCCAUCAGCGGCCGUCGCGGACGUCGCUCGCCGCUCGUCACCCCCAGUCUCUCCUGGCCAGCGCUCAGGGUCUCCCCUUUGGAGCGCCCGGUAUGACUGGGGUGAGAGCUUGCGCAACUCGAGCACUGCACAGGCACGAUCUCGCAACGCCGUCCUCGACUACUUCACCGCCAAGCCUCCAUCAGGCACGCCGCAUUCACUGUCGGGCUCCUCUGCGCAACCAAAUGUCAAAGUCUCUGGAAGCUCACCGGCCUCUGGCGAGUCCAGCGCUUUGCCCACCCCCACGCUCAACAGCUUUGGUCCCGUGCGAUCAGGGAUGUUUAGUCCCGCCGUGGGCGAUGUCAUGGCGCAUCACCAGCCGAUCACCUCGAGACAGACUUCAGCGACGUCCUCGCCAGACAAGCUCAACGUCCCCCUACUCGGCCACGAUGGUCGGAUGAGCCCGCUCGUGCCAGGCACCCCUUCGCCUGGUGCAUCACCGACGCGCCGCCCUGGCAGCAGCAAAUUCUUUUCGUACCCUCCGCAGCGUCGAGGCGGUAACUCGCCCAUCUCUUCGCAACUCGCCUCGCCCAUGGACUCCGACGAAGACGACGACAAUUCGAACGGCGCAGAGAACAAUGGCAGCCCAGUGACUCGCUCGCCUGCGCCGCCCAAGAUUAUCACCGUACCCCGCUCAUCGGUCCGCAAGGGAUCGAUUGACAAGCAAGAUGGCCUCAUUUUGGCCAACUACGACAAUGAGCCCUCGUCGCCGCCAUCCUCGACGUUGUCGCCUUCCAUGUCCAUCUCUUCGGCAGACAGCGAUGCUACAGGGGUCAGCACGCCCGGCCUCGUGACGCCCGAGGAAUCGAACUUGGCUGCUGCAAUGGAGCAGCUUGACCCGUCUUUGACGCCGCGCUUGACACCAAGGAGGCACUGGUCGCCGUCGAACAGCAAUCGUUCUUCCACGGACCGACCUCGCUCUGCGGCCGAUCUGUCAGAGUUGAUCCAAAAGUACUGCUGGUCCUCAGACAUCACGCCUGGCACAGCGCCGAUUCCAGAAGGCCUGGCCAUUGGAGGGGGAAGCGACCUCAUUGGCUCCACUGCGGCUGCAGCUGCUGGGACUGGAGGUCUUUACGCACUCGAUGGCCGAACGACGCCACUGUCGGGCACCGCGACGCCGACUAUGGAGCGCUGAGGCGACAACUCUACUCCAGCAUGCAUCAUCCAGCCUAGUGUUCACCUUUCCCCCACUUCACCCCUUCUCAUUGCCGCGCCUCACCAAAUACGAUAUAUGCACGAUGCCCUCGCCUUGUUUUAUCAUUGUCUCAUAGCUACUCAUCAUGCUGCUGCGCCUCUUUCAUUUCACUUUCUCAUCUGCAGCAAUCUUCAUUGCCACAUUACGAUGAUCAGCG